AUGGACCAUAUACCAGCUUGGAAAAGAAUCGCUAUCAAGAGCCAAGAGAGCUCCACAACCAAUGACGAUGCCACGGCUCUCCAGGUGACAACACAUUUAGCAACAGCGAAUCUGAGUAAAAGAGAGAAGAGAAAGAUCAUCAAAGGCGAAUCGGAGAGCGUUAAGAAACAGAAGACGCAUGGCAAUUCUAACAAGAAGCAAAAGAAGGACAAGGCGCCUCGUGAAGAGAGGCUUUUGAACAAAGAACAGGUAUUGAAGGAUCAGCUGCGAUAUUUGAUUGAUUUCUAUCGCGAGAAAGUUGGAGCUCUGCCGCAAGAAGUGUGGGAACAUAAACCGGUGCAAGCACAGUUAGGCGAUUUUACAAAUUCAGAAGAAGAAAAGGAUGCAAGCAGCUCGAAGCCUCAGGUCACGGAAGUAUGGAAAUUUUCCAAACAAAAACAAAACUGGCUACUGAAGCACAUCCUCGACCUUACACAAAUUCCUGCAUGUUAUGACGAGCUGCUGUAUGCUUACUUCAAAGAUCUAAAGGGUGGCUCUAAGACGGGACUCGAGAAAGCCUGUCAAGAGUGCGUGGACCGACACGAAAAAGCGCUAUUGGCGGCCCAAUCGAACUCUGAGGCCGAACAGAAUAAUGCAAGUGGGGGAGAACCUGAGGAAAAAGAUGAGAAAGCUCAAAAUACAGACGAGAAAAUCUCAACGGAUGCCGACGGACAGGCGACAAAACCCGAAGGAACUGACAAAAAAGAGGACAAAUCUGAUCCUAGCUCUGAAUCCAAGGCCGAGGAAUUACCACCAUCUGAGCACCAAGUCAAGCGUGCCCAGAAGCUACUGGAAUAUCUAAAACAAACAUGA
This is a messenger RNA of Lachancea sp. 'fantastica', 852 nucleotides long. The record is from the annotation of a GenBank genome assembly. Lineage: Eukaryota; Fungi; Ascomycota; Saccharomycetes; Saccharomycetales; Saccharomycetaceae.